AUGUUUAGAGUUUUCUCUAAAUUCAAUGCAUUAUUUGUUAGACCAAAGAUUCGUGGUGCAAUUCAAGAAUAUCAAACUUUGCUUUUGGAAUCUGUUAAAGAUGAUAUUGCAAAACUUCAAGUUAAAUUUACUGAACAAUAUCGCAAUUCACAAGCAAAUCAUAUGGCUCAACUUCGUGAUUUGCCUUCUAUUUCUGGUGCUAUGAUUUGGGCCCGUCAAAUAGAUCGUCAAUUACAAACUUACAUGAAACGUGUUGAAGAUGUUUUGGGUAAAGGAUGGGAAUUGCAAAAAGAUGGUGAACAAUUGCAAAAGAAAAGUAAUAAUUUCAAAAAGAAAUUAGAUACUAGACCGAUUUUUGAAGCAUGGCAAGCUGAUAUUAGUAAUCGUCGUGAUUUGAAUAUUAGUGGUAGAUUAUUUGAGAUUACAAAAAACCGAGCACAGGGUCAAUUACAACUUGGUGUUAAUUUUGAUCCACAAAUUAUUACAUUGUUUAAAGAAGUUCGUAAUUUACUUUGGUUGGAUCAUCAAGUUCCACAUAAUAUUAGCAGUCUUGCAAAAGUUGCCAAGCGUGUAUAUCCUUUUGCCGUCAGUCUUAUGGAAACAGUAAGGACUUAUGCACAAACUGUACAAAAGGCCAAAGAGCACCCUGAAAUCAUUAUGCUAGUUGCUAGUUAUCGUAAUGAUGUACAAGCUCAGAUUACUAAGGGAAUAAAUCAUGAGUGGCUUUAUUUUGUAGAAACUUAUGAUCGUCAUUUUCAUCCUAACAUUGGUUCUAUGGAUUCUCAUGAAAAUCAACACGUAACUUUUGUCAGAGAAUUUGCAAAGCAAGUAUCAAUAUUCCAAGAUAAAGUUGAUGCAUUGAUUACUACUUAUGAAGAUAUUUCUAGAUAUAUUGAUGAAUUAAAAACAUGUCCAUAUAAAAAGAAUAAAUUCCAAGGAAAUCUAGAUAAAAUCCAAAAGCUUGUUGACAGACUUAACUUAGAAUCUUAUUCAAAUCUUAAAUCUUGGGUUUCAGAACUUGAUCAACGUAUUGAAACAGUUCUGGCUCAACGUUUAGAAAAUGCUAUUACUGCAUGGACAAAUGAAUUCAUGAUUGCAGGCGAUGAUUCUCCUAAUGCAAGAGAAUCAACAGGACGUGAAGUUGUUUCCAUAAGUGGUAAAAUUGUCAAAAAAGCUAAACGUCGUGCCACUAAAAGUGAUUCUAUUGAUGGUGAAAAAACACUGCCUACUAAAUUAAUCGAGAAACCUGAUCUUGAAAUUUCUGUUCAUGAGGUCCGUAUUCGUAAUCAAGUAAUAUACCUUGACCCACCAGUUGAAGAAGCUAGAGCUAAUUGGUAUAACCAAUUACAUGAAUGGCUUGCAAUCGUAUGUAAUUUACCAAGAAUUCAAAGUUCUCGAUAUGAAAUUUAUUUACAAGUCAACGGGUCUGCUCCCAAUGAAACUAGUUAUUCUGAUUUAUUAACUCAAAUUCCUGAAGCUGCUCUUAAAAAAGCUUAUGAUGUUGUUGAAGAAAAAUUAAAAGAAAUGAAUGAAUACGUUAAUAUUUGGUUUCAGUUCCAAUCUUUAUGGGACUUGGAAGAUAAUCAGGUUUAUUCAUAUCUUGGCGACGAUCUUGAGAAAUGGCAAAAAAUCCUUACAGAAAUUCAAAAUUCUCGAUCAACUUUUGAUAAUCCUGAGACGUCAUGUUCAUUUGGUCCCAUAGUUGUCAAAUACGAACAAGCACAAAACAGAGUUAAUGAAAAGUAUGAGAGAUGGCAACGUGACGUUCUCAAUAAAUUCAGCACUAAACUUGGAGAAUUUAUGCGAGACUUUAAUGCUUCUAUUUCUCAUGCUCGUAGUGAUCUUGAAAAUCAAAGAAUGGAAAGCAACGGUACAGGUGAAGCGGUUAACCUGAUCACAUUUGUACAAGAUCUUAAACGUAAAGUUACAAAAUGGGAUCAAGAUGUUGAUUUAUUUCGUAAAGGUCAAAAAACUCUUAUUAGACAAAGAUAUCAAUUUCCUAGUGACUGGUUGUAUGUUGAACAAAUUGAAGGCGAAUGGAGUGCUUUUAAUGAAAUUUUAACAAGAAAGAAUAGCGCAAUUCAAGAACAAAUUGAUGGGUUACGAGAAAAAGUAGUUAAAGAAGAUAAAAUCAUUGAAACUAAAAUUAAAGAGAUUGAUGUAGAAUGGAAUAAUAGUAAACCAAUUCAAGGAGAUAUCAAACCAGAUGUUGCUAUCAAUCUUCUUAGAGUUUUUACGACACGUGUUACUAAACUUAAUGAAGAAUAUGGCAUGGUUUGUCGUGCUAAAGAAGCUCUUGAUAUGGCAUUGUCGCCUGAAGACAAACUUGAUAAUAUUCUUGAAGAACUUGAAGAUCUUAAAACAGUCUGGGAAGCUUUAGCAAACAUUUGGCAGAAAAUUAACGUUCUCAGAGAAAAAUUAUGGACAUCUAUUUCUCCACGUAAAAUCAGACAAGAAUUGGAUCAUUUUAUCGCUGAAACCAAAGAUUUACCAAGUCGUGUCAGAACUUAUGCUGCAUUUGAUUUUACUCAGGAUACAUUAAAAGAAUACAUUAAAGUUAAUCCAAUUCUUUCUGAACUCAAAUCAGAAGCAUUGAAAGAUCGUCAUUGGAAACAAUUGUUUAAAGCAUUGCGCGUUGAAAAACAUUUCCUUUUGCCUGAGAUGACUGUUGGUAAUGUUUGGGAAUUGGAUCUUAAAAAGAAUGAUCAAAUUAUUAAAGAUAUUGUCACUCAAGCUUCAGGUGAAUUGGCUCUUGAAGAAUUCUUGAAACAGGUCAAAGAAACAUGGACAAGUUAUAUUUUAGAAUUAGUUAAUUAUCAAAAUAAAUGUCGUUUGAUCAAAGGUUGGGAUGAUUUAUUCACUAAAUGUGGUGAACAUUUAAAUUCCUUGACUGCAAUGAAAAUGUCACCUUACUAUAAAACAUUUGAGGAAGAGGCUGCUGGUUGGGAAGAUAAAUUGAAUAGAAUUCAUCUUUUAUUUGAUGUUUGGAUUGAUGUGCAGCGUCAGUGGGUUUAUCUUGAGGGUAUUUUUAGUGGUAGUGCUGACAUUAAACACUUAUUGCCUGUUGAAUCACAAAGAUUCCAAAAUAUAGAUACAGAAUUUUUAACAGUAAUGAAGAAAGUGUACAAAUCACCAUAUAUAGUUGAUGUAUUAAAUAUUCAAAAUGUGCAAAAAUCAUUAGAACGUUUGGCGGAUCUACUGAGUAAAAUUCAAAAGGCUCUUGGCGAAUACCUUGAACGUGAACGUUCUUCAUUUCCUCGGUUCUACUUUGUUGGGGAUGAGGAUUUACUUGAAAUUAUUGGUAACAGUAAAGAUGUUUUAAGAAUCCAAAAACACUUCAAGAAAAUGUUUGCUGGUAUUUCCAAUAUUUUGUUAAAUGAAGAUAACACAAUAAUUACUGGCAUGGCCUCACGCGAAAACGAAAAAGUUAUGUUUAAACACCCAAUAUCACUUAAAGAAAAUCCAAAAAUUAAUGAUUGGCUCACAUUAAUUGAAAAAGAAAUGAGAGUUUCUCUUGCUGAAUGGUUGACAGAAGCUUUUAGUAAGCUUGGCGAAUUUUAUCUUGCUGAUCAGCUAGAUACUCCAAUAUUUUUACAAUGGAUUGAUAAAUAUCCUACACAAUUGGUGGUUGUUGCAUCUCAAAUAAUCUGGACCCAAUCUGUUGAAAAAGCUUUAACAACAAUGGAACAGACUGAUCGUAAUGAUUCUACACCAUUAAACAAUUCACUCCAAUUAUGUCUUCGUGCAUUAGAUGUUUUAGCUGAUACGGUGCUUCAAGAGUUGCCACAAACCCAAAGAAAAAAAUGUGAACAUCUUGUUACUGAAAUUGUACAUCAACGUGAUCUUAUUCGUCAACUUAUCAAAAAUAAAACUUCAUCAGCGAAAGAUUUUGAAUGGUUAUAUCAAAUGAGAUUUUACUUUAAUUCUAGUUUAGAGGAUUCUUUAUCACGUUUAACAAUCAAAAUGGCAAAUGCACAAUUCCAUUAUGGUUAUGAAUAUCUUGGCGUACCUGAUCGUUUAGUACAAACACCUCUUACUGAUCGUUGUUACCUUACUUUAACGCAAGCUUUGGAAGGAAGAUUAGGGGGGAGCACUGGCAAAUGUUGGGGAAAAGGAACCAAAUUUCUUAUGUAUAAUGGCACUGAGAAAGCCGUCGAAGAGAUCGUGGUUGGCGAUAAACUUAUGGGGGAUGAUAGUACAGCUAGAAACGUUCAUUCAAUAACUCGUGGUGUUGGUCAAAUGUAUAAGAUUGUUCCUAAUAAAAAAUCACCAGCUGAACCAUUUACAUGUAAUGAUGAACAUAUUUUAGUACUUGUAAUUUCCGAGAAACCAAAUGUACGACAUGAAAACUCUGCAAAUGGUCCAUGUUACAAGAUUAGAUGGUAUUCUCAUGAUCCAACUACGAAUUGUAUUAAACUUAAUCAGAAAACAUUCAAAUAUGAAUUGGAUAAUUCAAUUGAUAAAAAAAUCAAACAAAACCAAGCCUUUUCUUACUGUUCUCAAGUUCCUGAUCUGACUAAUGGUGAAUUCAAAUGGGAAGUUAGUAUUAAAGAAUUUUUGAAUCAUAAAAAAUCAAUUCAAAAAGCUUGUAGAAUGUACAAACCUUCAGAAGUACAUUUCUCGACAUUAAAUGGUAAUUUCAAAAAAGUUCUUGAUGAUGUAAUUGGUUUCGAUUCAACAGAUGAACAAGUCAAAUCAUUUGCAUGGCUUAUUGGUGCAUGGAUUGCUGGUGGAUUUGAGAAAUCAGUUUCCACUUCUGCGAAAAUUGUAAAAAAUGACAUGACCAAUAAGUUAGAAGAGUGUGGCAAGUUUCUCGGAUUGAAACUUGAAUUUUAUAGGUAUAACAAUGAAUUGUAUGGUGGAGCAAUUAAAAUUUAUAACAAGUUCCUUAAUGAUCAAAGCUGUUUCGAAAAACUAUUGAGAAAAUUAAAUAUUUUAAACAAAAAAAAUAUUCCAACUGAAAUGAUAAUGGAUGAUAUUGAAACAGUUCGUUUGCCACUUCUUGGUGGUCUUCUUGACACAAGUAGCUAUUAUGUUGAAGGCAGAGAAUUCUUGUUUGAUAAGGAAAGAAGACAUAUUGCAGAGUCUGUUGCCCGUAUUGCCAAUCUUUCAGGUUUCUGUGUAAACAACUUGAAUUUAAUUAAAGAUGAAAGAAGCCCUUUAUGUGAAUUAAAAAAUAACAACAUGACAAACGAUAAUGAUAUCAAUUUAUUUAUUAAUGGUGGUGAUAUGAAAAAAAUUCCAUCAAUUAUUAUUAAUAAUAAUAAUCAAUGCAAGUUACAAAUUCUUGAUAAUUCAUCUGUUGGUGAUUACGCUUGGGAAUUCAUGAUCGAAACGUUAGAAAAUGAUAGUUAUUAUGGAUUUACUGUAGAUGGAAAUCGUAGAAUGCUUCUUCGUGAUUUAACAGUCACUCAUAAUACUGAAUCUGUCAAAGCGCUUGGUGUACAACUUGGUAGAUUUGUUCUUGUAUUUUGCUGCGACGAAAAUUUCGAUUUCCAAGCUAUGGGUCGUAUCUUUGUAGGUCUUUGUCAAGUAGGAGCAUGGGGAUGUUUUGAUGAAUUCAAUCGUUUGGAAGAAAGAAUUUUAUCAGCCGUAUCACAACAAGUACAAACAAUUCAACUUGGCUUGAAAGCAAUAGUUGACAAUCCUAGUGCAGAAGUAGAAAUUGUAGGGAAGAAUCUUAGAGUCAAUUCAAAUACUGGUAUAUUUAUUACAAUGAAUCCCGGAUAUGCUGGUCGAUCUAAUUUACCCGAUAACUUGAAGAAGUUAUUUAGAAGUAUUGCCAUGACAAAACCAGAUCGUGAACUUAUAGCACAAGUGAUGUUGUAUUCUCAAGGUUUCCGUACAGCUGAAAUUUUAGCAUCAAAAGUAGUACCAUUAUUCAAUCUUUGUGCUGAACAAUUGUCACCACAGGCACAUUACGAUUUUGGUCUAAGAGCUUUGAAGAGUGUACUUGUCAGUGCUGGUAAUUUAAAACGUGAACGCCUUCAAACUUUAAGAGGAUUGAUUAAGUCUGGUGAAAAGGACUCUUCAGAAAAUAUUAAGAUCUCUGAACCAAUACCUGAACAAGAAAUUUUAAUUCAAAGUGUUCGAGAAACUAUUGUUCCUAAACUAGUUGCAGAUGAUAUUCCAUUAUUAACCAGGUAUGCAAGUAUUUAUUUAAUCCCAGACCAUCUUACAGCUGAAAUUAAAAAUGUGUGUGAAGAAAAACGUCUUCUUGAUGGCCAAAUGUGGAUGGAAAAAGUGCUUCAACUUUACCAAAUUCAAAACAUUCAUCAUGGUUUGAUGAUGGUGGGCCCAUCUGGAUCUGGAAAAUCAUUAGCUUGGAAAGUUUUAUUGGAAGCAUUAGGUCGUGUAGAAGGUGUUGAAGGAAUAUCAUAUGUUAUUGAUCCAAAAGCAGUUUCAAAAGAUGCUCUUUAUGGUAAUUUGGAUCAUACAACUCGUGAAUGGACCGAUGGUCUUUUUACUCAUAUAUUGAGAAAAAUUAUUGAUAAUGUGCGUGGUGAAAAAGUAAAAAGACAUUGGAUUAUAUUUGAUGGUGAUGUGGAUCCAGAAUGGGUAGAAAAUUUGAACAGUGUAUUGGAUGACAAUAGAUUAUUGACAUUACCUAAUGGUGAACGUCUGGGUUUACCAGGAAAUGUAAGAAUUAUGUUUGAGGUAGAAAAUUUGAAAUAUGCAACAUUAGCUACUGUUAGUCGUUGUGGUAUGGUAUGGUUUAGUGAAGAGAUUGUAACACUUAAGAUGAUCUAUAGUAAUUAUUUGGAAACUCUUAAAAAUAUGCCAAUGGAUGAUAAUGAAGAAGAUGGUAUAACAACUAUAAGAAGAAGCGAUAGCGCUGAAGAAAACAAUUCACCACACAUGGGUACUCAGCGUGCUAUUGCCGCUAUACUUUCUAAACACCUUACUGACGAUGGACUGGUUACUAAAGCUCUUGAAUAUGCAGAAAAAUUGGAACAUAUUAUGGAUUUCACAAGGAUGCGUGUAUUAACAACUUUAUUCUCAUUAUUAAACAAAACAGUAAGAAAUGUUAUUGAAUACAAUGUGCAGCAUCCUGAUUUCCCAAUGACUGCUGAUCAUAUGGAAAAUUAUGUAGUAAAACGUUUGAUACUUGGUAUUAUUUGGAGUUUCUCUGGUGAUGCCAAACUUGAGUUACGUUCAAAAUUUGGUGAUUAUAUUCGUGGAAUUGCAACAAUUGACUUACCUCCUCUACAGAAUGGAUUCUCUAUCAUAGAUUAUGACGUACAAAUUAAUAAUGGUGAAUGGGUAUCAUGGACUGGAAAAGUCCCUACAAUUGAAAUUGAAACUCAUAAGGUUGCAGAAGCUGACAUAGUUAUCCCAACAAUCGACACUGUAAGACAUGAAGAAGUAUUAUACUCGUGGCUUUCGGAGCACAAACCUUUGAUGCUUUGCGGUCCUCCAGGUUCAGGAAAAACAAUGACUCUUUUCAGUGCACUUAGAAAAUUACCUGACAUGGAAGUUGUUGGCCUCAAUUUCUCAAGCGCCACAACUCCUGAGCUAAUUCUUAAAACUUUUGAACAAUAUUGUGAAUAUAGAAAAACAUUAAAUGGUGUUAUUUUAUCUCCUGUUUCAAUUGGUCGUUGGAUAGUAGUCUUCUGUGAUGAAAUUAAUUUACCUGCAACUGAUAAAUAUGGCACACAACGUGUUAUCUCCUUCCUGAGACAAUUGGUAGAAUGUGGUGGUUAUUGGAGAACCUCUGAUAAAUCAUGGGUUAGACUUGAAAGAAUUCAAUUUGUUGGUGCAUGUAAUCCUCCCACUGAUCCUGGUCGAGUUCCUCUAACACACAGAUUCCUUCGACAUGCACCUUUGAUUAUGGUUGAUUAUCCUGGUGAAAUUUCUCUCAACCAAAUUUAUGGAACCUUCUCACGUGCUAUGUUAAAAGUUGUUCCAGCACUCCGUGCAUAUGCUGAAAAUCUCACUUCUUCAAUGGUAGAAUUCUAUUUGAUGUCUCAAAAAAGAUUUACACCUGAUAUUCAAGCACAUUAUAUUUAUUCACCCCGUGAAUUGACAAGAUGGAUGAGAGGUAUAUAUGAAGCCAUUAAACCUAUGGAAACUCUUUCUCUUGAAGGGUUAAUUAGAAUUUGGGCACAUGAAGCUCUUCGUCUAUUCCAAGAUCGUCUUGUUACCGAAGAUGAAAGAAAAUGGACUGAUGAAAAUAUUGAUGCGAUUGCUUUGAAACACUUUCCCAAUUUAAAUCAACCUGAUGCUUUAUCAAGACCAAUUUUAUUCUCAAACUGGUUAUCUAGAUAUUAUACCCCAGUUGAACGUGAAGAAUUGCGUGAUUAUGUCAAGGCUAGACUCAAAGUAUUUUACGAAGAAGAAUUGGAUGUUCCACUUGUAUUAUUCAAUGAUGUGUUGGAUCAUGUCUUAAGAAUUGAUCGUGUGUUCCGUCAAAUGCAAGGACAUUUGCUCUUAAUUGGUGUAAGUGGUUCUGGUAAAACCACAUUAUCCAGAUUUGUCGCUUGGAUGAAUGGUUUAAGUGUAUUCCAAAUUAAAGCUCAUAAUAAAUACACUGGUGAAGAUUUUGAUGAAGAUUUGAGAACAGUUUUAAGACGAUCUGGUUGUAAAGGUGAAAAAAUCUGUUUCAUAUUGGAUGAAUCCAAUGUAUUAGAUUCUGGUUUCUUGGAACGUAUGAAUACACUCCUGGCAAACGCUGAAGUUCCUGGAUUGUUUGAAGGUGAUGAAUUUAAUACAUUGAUGACUGGUUGUAAAGAAGGAUCUCAAAGAGAAGGAUUAAUGUUAGAUUCGCAUGAGGAAUUGUAUAAAUGGUUUACACAACAAGUAAUGAAAAAUCUACAUGUCGUAUUCACAAUGAAUCCACCAGAAGGUGGUUUAGCUUCACGAGCUGCAACAUCACCAGCUUUGUUCAAUCGUUGUGUGCUUGAUUGGUUUGGCGAUUGGUCAGACCAAGCUUUUUUCCAAGUUGGUAUGGAGUUUACUCAAAGUUUAGAUUUGGAUCUUACAAGUUACUCUCCUUCAUCCAAUUUCCCAGUUGCAUAUCGGUCAUUAUCAUUACCACCAACACAUCGUAAUGCUGUUGUCAAUGCAUUUGUUUUUGUUCAUCAAUCACUUUAUGAAAUCAAUGCCAAGUUGAGUAAACGUCAAGGAAAAUAUAAUUAUGUUACACCACGUCAUUUCUUGGACUUUAUUAAUCACUAUGUAAGAUUAUUUAAUGAAAAACGUGAAGAUUUGGAAGAACAACAACGCCAUUUAAAUAUUGGUUUAGAGAAAUUGAGAGAUACUGUGGUUAAAGUGGAAGAAUUGAAAAAGAGUUUAAGCAUCAAAGAAAAAGAAUUAAAAAUAAAAGAUAUAGAAGCCAAUGAAAAAUUGAAUAAAAUGGUUAAGGAUCAAAGAACAGCAGAAAAAAAUGAGAAAGAAUCAAGACAAAUUCAUACAGCUGUUGAAAUUCAAAAUAAAGAAAUCGAGGAAAGACGUGCUAUUGCUUUAAGAGAUAUUGAAAAUGCACAACCUGCUGUGGAAGAAGCCAAAAGAAGUGUACAAGGUAUUAGGAAAACACAACUAACUGAAGUUCGUUCAAUGGCCAAUCCACCAGAAGCUGUGAAACUUGCUAUGACAUCUGUUUGUACCUUACUUGGAUUUCAGAUUGAUGGCUGGAAAGCUGUUCAAGGAGCUAUUCGUAGAGAGGAUUUCAUUUCUAGUAUUGUAAAUUUUGAUACAGAAAAAAACAUGACCAAAAGCCUUAGAGACAAGAUGAGGAAUGAAUUUUUAAGCAAUAAAUCAUACAAUUACGAAUUGGUUAACAGAGCUAGUAAAGCUUGUGGACCUUUGGUCAAGUGGGUAGAGGCACAAGUUAUUUAUUCAGAUAUUUUAGAUCGUGUUGCGCCAUUACGCCACGAGGUUGCAGAAUUAGAAAAGAAACAAGCAGAAACAAAAGUUAAAUUGGAAGCUAUUAAUAAAAUGAUCAAGGAAACAGUGGCAACGAUUGCAGUCUAUAAAGAUGAAUAUGGUGUUAUAAUGAAAGAAUGUGGAUACAUCAAAGAUGAAAUGAUACAAGUUAAAGACAAGGUUGAUCGUAGUUUGAAACUUCUUAGUAGUUUAUCAUCAGAAAAACAAAGAUGGGAAAGCGGUAGUCAGACAUUUGAAACACAAAUGGGAACCAUUGUUGGUGAUGUAUUACUCUCUGCAGCAUUCCUUGCUUAUGGAGGUUACUUUGAUCAACAAUACCGUGAAAUUUUAUUGAACAAAUUGACAAACCACCUUAUUAGUGCUAAUAUUCAAUUUAAACAAGAACUAUCAUUGACUGAAUAUUUAUCAACAGCUGAUGAUCGCCUUUCUUGGCAAGCUAAUUCACUUCCAGCAGAUGACCUUUGUACAGAGAAUGCUAUCAUGCUUAAACGUUUUAACAGAUAUCCACUUAUAAUCGAUCCAUCAGGUCAAGCAUCUGCAUUCUUAAUGAAUGAAUUUAAAGAAAAGAAGAUUACCGUAACCAGUUUCUUGGAUGAUUCGUUUAUCAAGAAUUUAGAAAGUGCUCUUCGUUUUGGUAAUCCAUUACUUAUCCAAGAUAACUCCCCAAGUUGUAGCUUAUUCAGUAUUUGUAAUACACUUUUUUUACCUUUAAUCUCACAAAUAUUAAUAAUGAGUGAAACUGAUUGGGACAACAUUACAGUUAUUCGUAAACGUUCAGAUCAAGCAAAGGUUGCCAAAGGAGAUUCUAAUAUUAAUGCAGCUAGACGUGCAGGUGCUGUAGUAGGUGUAGAACGGAAGGGUGGAACUAAUAGAAGUCAUUCAAAUACUGAACAUCAAAAAAUAGCUAAACUUGAUCGUGACAAUGAGAAAAAUAAGAUUGAAGAGGAAAAUGAGGAAUACUGGAUAAUAUUUUGUUAUGUAUCAUGGAGCAAUGUUUGUAGAAAUUUUGAACCAGUUGUUGCUGAAACUUCCUUAAAAAAUAUAAACUUUGCAAAAAUUGAUUUAGAGAAGUAUCCAGCAGUAGCAGACGAAUAUAAUAUAUCAUUGUCACCAUCAAAUUUCGAUAUACCAACUUUACUAUUAUUAAAAAAUGGAGAUUUAAUUAGUAGAUUGCCUCAAGAUCCUGACACUAUUAUAAAUCAAAAUGAUCAAAUGAAACAACUUAAAAGUCCAUUAAUUAAAAAUAUUAAAGUUACUUGGGAUAGAUUAGGUUGGGGUCGAGACAUGUGGGAUAGUCGUGGUGAUGGUUCUGUUUGUUGUUCUCCAGUAUUGGUACCAUUAUUGAUUAAUGCUAAAUCUACUGGUCAAAGUUGUCGUUGA
Entrophospora sp. SA101 is the source of this 11265-nucleotide messenger RNA. NCBI's taxonomy places the organism in Eukaryota, Fungi, Glomeromycota, Glomeromycetes, Entrophosporales, Entrophosporaceae. The record is from the annotation of a GenBank genome assembly.